GGCGGCCCCUCUUGCUGAAUGCACGUUGCGUCUAUCCUUUUUAAGGAUAAACAUAUUAAAAUAUGUUUAACUUAUGUUCAAUACCUGAAAGGCCCGAUAUCUCACAACAACGUGCUAUUUGUCUAGCAAAGAGACAUUUUGGUCUUGAUGUACGACAAAUUAAAGAGUUUUUAGGCUAUGAUGACAAAAACUUCUACCUGGAAUCGUCGUCAGGAGAGUACGUAAUGAAGAUAACAAACACUGAAGGUUCUGCAGACAAGGGCAUUUUAGAUGCACAGAACAAGGCUAUGUUGUUGCUUAAAAGCCGUGGAGUAAUCUGCAAUGUUCCACUUGAGUCAUUGAUCAAGGAGUACAUCAGUUAUGAGCAAUCAGAUGGAAAAGGCCCCAAUGCAAUACGCUUAUUUGAUUUCAUAAACGGAACGUUGAUGAAUAAGAUGCCAUCUUUCACCACAGAACUUCUGAUUAAGCUGGGAAAGUAUGUUGGCAAGCUAGAUAACAUCUUGAAGGAAUAUACUCAUCCUUCAUUAAACGAAGAAAAAAAAGAAAUGUGGGAUUUGCAAAAUAUAUGUAUGAUUGAAAAGUACAUUGACGCAAAGUAUCUAGGAAGUAAAGACAGAGAGAAACUCAUCUUCAGUGUGUACAGAAAUUACAUGAGUAUUGUACCAGCUUCUCUGAGGAAUCUGAAGAAGCAAGUCAUCCAUAAUGACAUCAGUAGUCGCAAUGUAAUAGUUUGCAAAGACCAAUUUGUAAUUAUUGACUUUGGUGACAUGUCUUAUAGUUACCGUAUAUUUGAAGUUGCUAUAUUUAUGGCUGAUAUAAUUCUGUGUCAAUUUAUUAGAGGAAAUGGCAUUAAUCACUUUGAUUGUGCAACAAUUGCCCUUAAGGGAUAUCAGUCAGUAUUUCCAUUGACUAAAAGUGAGCUUGACUUGCUAUACUGGUGCAUUGGUGCCCGCUUUGCUCAGUUAGUUGUUAUUGGUUCGGUAAAGUUGUUUAUGGACCCUAAGAAUACUUAUGUAAUGGAUGAUGAAGUGCACAUCUGGGAUUUGUUGCCUCAGCAUUUAGCUAUCAGUGACACUGAAAUGCUUCAGAAAUGGCUUCACUGAAAGUUUUUCAGGGCAGAAGAACAAUUAUCGACAAUAAAAUCCUGAAAUUUGA
This is a messenger RNA of Exaiptasia diaphana, 1155 nucleotides long. Its product is annotated as hydroxylysine kinase-like. The record is from RefSeq and is a predicted model, not a curated record. Gene Ontology annotation, molecular function: protein kinase activity; amino acid kinase activity. The coding region runs from base 63 to 1103 and encodes 346 amino acids. Lineage: Eukaryota; Metazoa; Cnidaria; Anthozoa; Actiniaria; Aiptasiidae. Gene Ontology annotation, biological process: protein phosphorylation. The transcript has 2 exons.